Molecule: messenger RNA, 189 nt
Organism: Parastagonospora nodorum SN15
Lineage: Eukaryota; Fungi; Ascomycota; Dothideomycetes; Pleosporales; Phaeosphaeriaceae
Exons: 2
Coding region: 1-189 (62 amino acids)
Source: RefSeq, a predicted model, not a curated record
AUGGCAGUCGAUGUUGCGAAGCUCAUCUGGCGCCCCAACGGACUGCGCAGCUUGGACUACAGCCGCCUACUUCCCGGCGACUUGCCAGUCAACGUCGAGACGUGCAAAAAGCGUUCACGAAAGAUGCGAGGGUCUGUUAUGUGCAGUGCGAAGCCCGAGAUGAGAGCAACUCAAUUCGAGUGUUACUAA